AUGGUGCGGGACUCCAAGAAGAAGGGUGUGGAGGAGAGCGACCAGACAGCGAGGCUCACCGACGAUCUCCUCGUCAAGGUCAUCUCGCGCGUCCCCUACAAGUUCACCUGCGGCUGCAAGUGCGUCUCCACGCGCUGGCGCGACCUCAUCUCCCAUCCCGACCACCGCAAAAAGAUGCCCCGGUCCCUCGCCGGAUUCUUCUAUGAAGUCAAGGGGGUUCGCUAUUUCACCAACGUCUCAGGAAAAGGCGACCCUCUCGUUGACCUGUCCCUCUCGUUCCUGCCGAGAUAUCACAGCCUUGACAUCUUGGACUGCUGCAAUGGUCUCCUCCUCUGCCGCUGCUGGAAGGCGACUGAUCCUGGCUAA
Messenger RNA from Aegilops tauschii subsp. strangulata, 366 nucleotides. Its product is annotated as F-box protein At5g07610-like. Gene Ontology annotation, molecular function: protein binding. Lineage: Eukaryota; Viridiplantae; Streptophyta; Magnoliopsida; Poales; Poaceae. The record is from RefSeq and is a predicted model, not a curated record.